AAGAGGGAGUUGUCAAAGUGGCACACAGCUCGGACCUCUGCAGCGCGCACUGUCUGGCGGAGGCGCGUCCCGGUGGUUGUUGCGCACCGUUUUCUCCAUCUUUGCGCUCUUGAACUCAAACUGUUUUUCCUUUUUAAAUGAAAGUGAUAACUGGUUUAUUUGUAUUAUAGUCGACUGACACUCAGUGGGAGGAGCAUUACACAAAUCUCCAUCGGAUGCCAUUGCCACUUAAUUUCUUUUUUGCCAUAGCGGAACAUAAGACGGAUUGAACCCGCAGACUGAUAAGAGGUCCGUGGCUGUCUGGUCCUUCAUCAAAAAGUGGACACAUUACGCAGUCCCCUGCGUCCCGACUAGAACGCCUCAUAGGGAAGUUUGAUCAUCAUCAUAAUCAUCACCACCAACAACACCACCAGCACCGCCAUCACCAUCAACUUCAUCAACGUCAUUCCUUUGGGUUCCUCGCCUCGAGGAUGGAGACAAGCCCCAUCCCGGUUUUGACGGUCCAAACCACGCCGUUUGAGGACCAGCGGCCCGGUACCAAUGGGCUCCGGAGGAAGACGGCGGUGUUCGAGGGGAAGAAGAACUACCUGCAGAACUACAUCCAGAGCGUGCUGUCCUCCAUGGACCUGCGGGACCGCCAGGGCUGUACCCUGGUGGUGGGGAGCGACGGCCGCUAUUUCAGCCGAGUGGCCACCGAGGUGAUCGUACAGAUGGCAGCAGCUAACGGGAUUGGACGUCUGGUCAUCGGCCACAACGGCCUCCUGUCCACGCCGGCCGUGUCUUGCAUCAUCAGGAAGAUCAAGGCCCUCGGUGGGAUCAUCCUCACAGCCAGCCACAACCCCGGGGGGCCCGCCGGGGACUUUGGGGUCAAGUUCAACGUGGCCAAUGGCGGCCCCUCCCCAGACACAGUGAUGGAAAGGAUUUCCCAGGUGAGCAGGACCCUGGAGGAGUACGCCAUCUGCCCUGACCUCCACAUCGACCUCUCCCGGCUGGGCAGGCAGGACUUUGACCUGGAGAACAAGUUCAAGCCGUUUAGAGUGGAAAUUGUUGACUCGGUGGAGGUGUACCUCAACCUGCUCAGAUCCAUCUUUGACUUUACCGCCAUCAAAAGUCUCCUAACUGGACCAGACCAGCUCAAGAUACACAUAGACGCCAUGAACGGAGUAAUGGGCCCCUAUGUGCGUAGGAUCCUCUGUGACGAGCUGGGGGCCCCAGCUAACUCUGCCGUCAACUGCGUCCCCCUGGAGGACUUUGGGGGCCGACCGCCCGAGCCCAACCUGACCUACGCCACCUCCCUGGUGGAGGCCAUGAAAGGCGGGGGAGUUGGCUUGGGUGCAGCUUUCGACGCAGACGGGGACCGCUACAUGAUCCUUGGGGAGAACGGCUUCUUCGUGAACCCCUCGGACUCGGUGGCCAUCAUGGCGGCCAACCUCUCUGCGGUGCCCUACUUCAGACAGCACGGCCUGCGGGGCCUGGCCCGCAGCAUGGCCACCAGCACUGCCCUGGACAGGGUGGCCAAAGCCCUGAAGGUGGCACUGUACGAGACUCCUGCUGGUUGGAGAUACUUCGGAAACCUGAUGGAUUCUGGGCGUUGUAGUCUCUGUGGGGAGGAGAGCUUCGGAACAGGUUCCGACCACAUCCGGGAAAAGGACGGCUUGUGGUCUGUGCUGGUUUGGCUGUCCAUCAUGGCCUCUAAGAAGCAGGGGGUGGAGCAGAUCACCAGGGAGCACUGGGCGAGGCUCGGACGCAACUACUUCUGCAGGUUCGACUAUGAGGAUCUGGACCCGCGGGCCGCCUUCUACCUGAUGAGGGACCUAGAGUCGGUCAUCUCGGACAAGGCCUUCAACAACCAGAAGUUUGCGGUGGGGGACCACAUGUACGCCGUGGAGCGGGCCGACAACUUUGAGUACCUGGACCCGGUGGACGGGACCGUGGCCCGGAACCAGGGCCUGAGGAUCCUGUUCGCCGACGGGUGCCGCCUAGUCUUCAGGCGCAGCGGCAGCGGAGGAGGGGCUGGGACGGGCGCCACCAUUCGAAUCUACGCCGAGAGCUUUGAGCGCGACCCGGAGAGACACAGCCGAGAGACACAGGUGGUCCUGGGACCUCUGAUCGCCAUCGCCCUGAAGAUCUCAAACAUCCACGAGAGGAUGGGGCGCCGUGGGCCAAAUGUCAUUACCUGAACAUCUGUAUGGGGGGCACACACACACACACACACACACACACACACACACACACACACACACACACACACACACACACACACACACACACACACACACACGCGCACACGCACACGCAGACGCACUCAGAUGCAGACACACACGCAUGCAGACACACACAGACACACACACACACUCACACACACAAACAGACGCAGACACACACGCAUGCAGAAACACACAGAGACACACACACACACAGAUGCCGACACACACACACGCACACACCCAUACACGCACGCAGACACGCACACACACACGCACACACCCAUACAAGCACGCAGAAAUGCACACACACAAACACACACACACACACACACAUACACAGACACACGCACACACACACAUAAACACAUAUGCACACCCAGCCACACAUGCUCAGACAGACACACACACACACACACACAGACACCAGACACACACACACACACACACACACACACACACACACACACACACACACACACACACACACACACACACACACACACACACACACACUCUCACACACACACACACACACACACACACACACACACACACACACACACACACACACACACACACAGACACACACACACACGUGCAGACAAAUACAUAAACACAUUGAUUUAUUGUAACAAUUGAACAUUAUAACAGGAACUGAGUCUGUACAUCUUAAUGUACUAAAGUUUCUAUCUGAAAUCUAGUUUGCAAAAAGCUGUGCGGAACUCACGGACACAUACACACUAAAGGCAUAGACACACUCGCAUGCACAUUAAAACGCACUGUACAGGGGUAAUUUACCUCUCUCUUUCCCUUGUUUGUGGCUCUGCUCUUUAAUUUUACCAAAGACACAGGCAAUAUAUUUGUAUUGUUUAUUCUUGUCACAGUGAUGAAUGGAUAAUACUUGUUUAAGAUGACUUGCUCAUGGGGAAAUAUCUGUAGUAACUUUUUUCGAAAAUCUGUUUCUAGUGUUGAUUUUAUUUUCAUGCCUCACGUUUGUCAAGAGCUUUUCAGUUGAAUCGGCCAAGUAAAUUUAGUUUUUUUUGUUUCAGUUCUUUGUGGUUGUUUGUUUUGCCACCAUUGAAUGCACUGUAACCUUUUUAGAACAAUCUGCCUCCUUAAAGCAGGAUCACUAAUGCCUUGUUCUGUAGGUGUGACCUAUUGAAAACAUCAUCAUCAGCAUCAAAACCAAAAACGUAUCCAAAUAAACAACCCUUACACCUGCACUACGUAACUUUCUACUGCAGCUACUCCAAAUAAACAUUAUUUGAACAUCUGAAAUAUCUUGAGUACCACUCCCUCCUGUUACAGGCGCCAGCGCCUAAUAUGAGAUGUUUAUAGCCUAUACUGUAGCUACAACUGAAGCCACCAGAGGCUGCUAAUUGACCUCACAUAAGGCAUAUUUUUUCUGAUAUAAUUUCUAAAGGUCCCAAAAAUGCCUCUGUACCUAUGGCAAUGGCUGGUCAAUAUUUUGAUUAGGCUAACCUGAUUUGAAUGUAAAUUGAAUUCACAGAGAAAUUAUAAAAUGAUGAUGUGGAACAGAGAGUGUGAAAUAUAUAGUGUAUGUGUGUGUGUGUGUGUGUGUGUGUGUGUAUGUGUGUGUGUGUGUGUGUGUGUGUGUGUGUGUGUGUGUGUGUGUGUGUGUGUGUGUGUGUGUGUGUGUGUGUGUGUGUGUGUGUGUGUGUGUGUUGGUGUUUGUGCGUGUAGUUGUGUGUGUCUGUGUCAGUGCAUGCGUGCAUCCGUGCAUGCACGCACGUGUGUGUGUGUGUGUCUGUUAAGCCAUGUGUAUGUGUGUGUACUUCCUUCAAAUCCUUUUCGGGAAGCUGCCUAUCAAUACAUAGCCAUUGCUUUGGUUAAUCUGUUGUUCCUUAUCCAAAUGAAAGGCGUGUGAGCUCUACACUGAACUAUACAUUGA
Gadus chalcogrammus (walleye pollock) is the source of this 4119-nucleotide messenger RNA. It is a transcript of the gene pgm5, whose product is annotated as phosphoglucomutase 5. Gene Ontology annotation, biological process: carbohydrate metabolic process; myofibril assembly; striated muscle tissue development. Gene Ontology annotation, cellular component: sarcolemma; cell-substrate junction; adherens junction. Bases 471 to 2180 code for a protein of 569 amino acids. The record is from RefSeq and is a predicted model, not a curated record. Gene Ontology annotation, molecular function: phosphoglucomutase activity; magnesium ion binding. The transcript has 11 exons. Lineage: Eukaryota; Metazoa; Chordata; Actinopteri; Gadiformes; Gadidae.